AGCAGCGUCCGCGCAGCGCGGCGCCGGGUUUGGUACGGGGCUGCGGAUUGGAGGCUCUCCGGAUUACUUUGUUUCGGGGCUCCGCGCUGGAAUUGCCAGCGAGCAGAAGCCGGAGAGAGAUCGGCUGGAAGGGAGCCGCCUCCUUGGGAAGGAACCUGAGCAGGUGAACGAGUGCAGCUCAGAGAGAGGGAGAUCGAGAGAGAUCCAGCUGGAGAGGUGUCCAUGCAGCAGGGUCUCCACCUCAGAUGCUUCCCAUGAGCCACACCGCUCCAGCACCCUCCGUUGACGCCAUCUAAGAACGCGGAAAGCCACGAAUCGAGAAUGGGAGAUUCCGCAGCCGAGACAGCAGUCCGAGUCCCCGACGUCUGUUGCAAAGACACCCAGACGGAGCUCGCCGAGAGAGUCGCGGCGAUCCAUGUUGCCGUUGGCCCCGAUGGCGCCGACCAAAACGGUCAAGGAACAGAGAAUGAAGUUGCGUUCUCCAAGAUGGCUGCCAACAACCAAAGGAACUGGGUAGAUGUUGAUUCGGGAACAUCCGAAGAACUAGAUGGCGCUCACGAGUUGCUUGCCCCAAAGAGGGCUCCUGCAAGACCCAUCCUCUCUGGUCGGAAGUACUCCCUUCAGGAAAAGCCCGCAGGGAACUACUUGUCUUCUUCGGAUGCUGCAGGCUUCGGUCCUUACGCCACAGGCCCUUCCACUCACAUCUCGCCACGGAUACUGCGGCGGCCGACGAUAGAGUCCCAUCGAGUCUCCAUUUCAGAUUCUGCGGAUUGUGUGCAGCUGAACCAAUAUAAGUUGAAAAGCGAAAUAGGCAAGGGCUCCUAUGGCGUCGUGAAGCUGGCCUACAACGAAAGUGACGACCAAUAUUAUGCCAUGAAAGUCCUCUCCAAAAAGAAGCUAUUGAAACAGUAUGGAUUUCCACGUCGGCCUCCGCCUCGAGGGUCGAAAGCUGCUGCUGGGGGACAGGCAAAGCCCAUGGCCCCGCUUGAGCGGAUCUAUCAGGAAAUAGCCAUCUUAAAGAAACUGGACCAUAUCAACGUUGUCAAGCUGAUUGAGGUACUUGAUGACCCCGCAGAAGACAACCUAUACAUGGUGUUUGACCUCCUGCGGAAGGGGCCUGUCAUGGAAGUGCCGUGUGACACCCCCUUCACCGAGGAACAGGCCCGACUCUACUUAAGGGACAUCGUCUUGGGCAUUGAAUACUUGCAUUACCAGAAGAUCAUCCACCGGGACAUCAAACCUUCCAACUUGCUCUUAGGGGAUGACGGGCACGUCAAAAUUGCCGACUUCGGAGUGAGCAAUCAGUUUGAGGGCAGCGAUGCCCAGCUCUCCAGCACUGCUGGGACUCCAGCCUUCAUGGCCCCCGAAGCCCUUUCCGAGUCUGGGAAGAGCUUCAGUGGGAAGGCACUAGAUGUCUGGGCCAUGGGGAUCACUCUGUUUUGCUUUGUGUAUGGAAAGUGUCCUUUCAUUGAUGAAUUUAUCCUCGCACUUCACAACAAGAUCAAGAACAAGCCGGUGGAUUUCCCAGAAGAGCCUUGGAUCAGUGAGGAGUUAAAAGACCUGAUCUUGAAGAUGCUGGAAAAGAACCCUGAAACGAGGAUAACGGUCCCCGAAAUUAAGCUGCACCCUUGGGUGACAAAGUUCGGAGAGGAUCCUCUGCCUCUCGAGGAGGAGCAUUGCACAAUUGUGGAGGUCACCGAGGAGGAAGUGAAGAACUCCGUCAAAACAAUCCCGAGUUUGCCUGCUGUGAUUUUAGUGAAAGCCAUGCUGAGGAAACGAUCUUUCAGCAACCCAUUUGAGGCCCAGGCCAGGCGAGAAGAGAGGUCUAUGUCGGCUCCUGGAGACUUAUUAAUAAAGCAAGGGAGCCGAGAAGGGUUGAAGGACCCCGACCUGCCGGACGUAUCUGAAGACGAGGCGACAUCCUGAAGCCCCGAGCAUGUCACACACUGAUCACUUAACUGCUGCUACCGUGACCAUCGUAUCCAGUGGUGUCGUCCUGCACGCCAUGCUGUUUUCAUCAACCAAAGUUUGUGACUUGCGAAAAGAAAGAAAGAGAGAGAGAGAGAUUCCUGCUUUGCAGGCGGUUGGACUCGAAGUCCCUUUGGGUCCCUUCCAACUCUACAAUCCCAUGAUUCUAUGAUACCGAAGGGAUAAAACAGUGGGAGUCCCACCUGGUGGGAGGAGAAAUGGCCCAUGGAAGAGCUGGCUCUCCGGCAACUGGCUGCCCACAUCUGUUUAUGUCGUAAGACAUUUUGGUGUUGUAUACUGGACCAUGUGCCUCAUAGCUUCCAGUUGUGCUUCAUGUUGUGAUAUAUGUAGUCAGCCACGUAUGGCGAUUCGACCGAUGAAUGUGCACCAAAUGUUCUUUGCUGGAGAAUGCUUGGUUCAGAACCACCCAUGUACAUCCCACCUCCCGGCAUUUUAUUUUGGUUUCGGAACUUCUUAGUCAGGUUGCCUGCUCAAGCCCAAUGUUGUUUGUUAUGCAACACACACCGGCUGUAAUGGAACAGGUGUGCUCUAAGCUGCCUCCAUUCAGCAGCCUUUUUACCUUUCGGAAUUUAAUUGGCCCAACCCAGGUGGCGCUGUGGGCUAAACCACAGAGCCUAGGGCUUGUUGAUCAGAAGGUCGGCGGUUCGAAUCCCUGUGACGGGGUGAGCUCCCGUUGCUCGGUCCCAGCUCCUGCCAACCUAGCAGUUCGAAAGCACGUCAAAGUACAAGUAGAUAAAUAGGUACCGCUACAGCGGGAAGGUAAACGGCGUUUCCGUGUGCUGCUCUGGUUCGCCAGAAGAGGCUUUGUCAUGCUGGCCACAUGACCUGGAAGCUGUACGCCGGCUCCCUCGGCCAAUAACGCAAGAUGAGCACGCAACCCCAGAGUCGGUCACGACUGGACCUAAUGGUCAGGGGUCCCCUUACCUUUACCUUUACUCCCAAUAUAAAGUAGACUUUGACACCAGGUGAAUCACAAAGCUUCAGACCAGUUUUUUCCCAAACCAAACUAUGCCUUUACUUACAAGUUUCGAGGCAAGCAGUUUUUGAGAAAAUGCUUUAAAAACAAACAAACUAGUUUUAUGUUGUGAGUAAAACUACAAAAGCAAAAUAUAAAUAGAGCUAAACCGCAUCCCUUUUCUAGACUAUCCCUAGCCCAGCAAAUACUCAUCAGUACAGUGGCUUCUAGUCUUCUUAGUUCAACUUCUCAAGACAGGAUCCAUUGCAAGUUUUCAUCCUGGGCCUCUGCUUCAGGUUUCUACUCUUUUUCUCCCCCAAUAGAGUUCUUAUUUCAGUUCUUCCUUAGUUCCCACCUCUGUGUGUUUCAGCUUUUUUCUCAUCAUUUCUUCAGCUCUGAUCCCCUUUUUAAGCCUAUUUUCUUCAUUUAUCAACUUUACUUAUGUACAAAACUUCCCCUCGCAACCUUUUAGGCAGUCAGAAGGGGAAUAGGGUCCUGGUUAAGUUUCUGGUUUUCCUUAAUUGGCAGGCUGAACCAUUGGCCCUCUUGUGCAAAAGAACUUCUGCUCCGUAUUUUUAACUUUCCUGUGUAAAGCACCUUCCUGUGAGCUUUUGACCACCCUGUGCAAAAGAGCAUAUCUCAGCGACCCCUGUGCUUUCAACAGGUGCCUUUUUGUUUAAAGAAUGCAUCAGAAACACUCCCACCAGUUCCCACAUCCAUCAUUCUUCAGCUGGUUCUGUAAGAAGCAGCUGGAUCAAAGUCAGAAAAUUGGAAGAUAGCAACUUACCUUCAACCAUAGCCCUUGGGUUUUGGUAGUAGAGCUUGUAAGAGCUUGUCAUCUCAUGGACUUUCAGAAGAGUCUGGAAUUGAUUCUGUAGAUUCCCUGCAGUGGGAUUGGUUAGAAUCAGCCCCCUGGGCAAUCUACAAAGCCUGGGGUUGGCUAGUAUAAAGAAAUGUUGCUCAUCCAGAUCAGGGAGGGAGAGUGGUUAGUGGCCUGAAGAUUGCCAAUCAGUCUUGGAUGCCUAAGAGGGGACACAAUCAGCACAAAGUAUGUGGCCUCCAUCCCUAGGAUGAAAAGACCAUGGCAACCUCUUUUGGAUUCUGUCUGAAGUUCCUGCAAGCAAAUGCAUAAUGAGGAACGAAGCUCUCUGUGCCUGUAUGAUGAUCAGAAAGGUGGCUUGUCUAUAUCCUACAGCGACCAGAAGCAGCUUGCUAUGUCUUGCUGUAGGAAGGAAGGAAGAGAUUAAAGGAGACAGGUUGCUUGCAAAAUAAUUUCAAUUUGACUUUGCUCAAGGAUAAUCUUCUCCGAGUCACUGAGUCAAACCUGAUUCCUUCCUUCCUUCUGAAGCCACGCAAGCCUGUACCUGCUGAAUUUUUACAGUGGUUGGUGCAGGAAUUGAGCCUACAAAAUCUUUAAAAGACUAUAAAAGUUUUCUGUGGUUUUUUUGUUUGAUUGUUUGUUUUAAGGGUGGAAGGUGCAGGAAAUGGGUCAGCCAUUAACAGCACCCCUGGCUACCCUAGAACUGGAAUCCUUUUAUUACAUUUUUUUUUUUGUGGGGGGAGUAAUGAUAGCAGCAGCAGUAAUCGGCCUCACAAAAAGAUUGUGCACAAAAACCAACAAAAGGAAAACCAGUGGCUUUACUUACAGAAGAUCGGAAGUUCAUCUGUGCUUCAACUAGUGAGAGAGGAGAUAGAAUCAUAGAAUCAUAGAGUUGGAAGAGACCACAAGGGCCAUCCAGUCCAACCCCCUGCCAAGCAGGAAACACCAUCAAAGCAUUCUUGACAUAUGCCUGUCAAGCCUCUGCUUAAAGACCUCCAAAGAAGGAGACUCCACCACACUUCUUGGCAGCAAAUUCCACUGCCGAACAGCUCUUACUGUCAGGAAGUUCUUCCUAAUGUUUAGGUGGAAUCUUCCUUCUUGUAGUUUGAAUCCAUUGCUCUGUGUCCGCUUCUCUGGAGCAGCAGAAAACAACCUUUCACCCUCCUCUAUAUGACAUCCUUUUAUAAAUUUGAACAUGGCUAUCAUAUCACCCCUUAACUUUGUCUUCUCCAGGCUAAACAUACCCAGCUCCCUAAGCCGUUCCUCAUAAGGCAUUGUUUCCAGGCCUUUGACCAUUUUGGUUGCCCUCCUCUGGACACGUUCCAGCUUGUCAGUAUCCUUCUUGAACUGUGGUGCCCAGAUGCCCAGGAUGUUCAAUUCAGUUCAGUUCAAUUCAAUCUGCACUUGACAGGAGAACCUACUUAAUCUACAUUGUAGCAAUAUGUCUUAUAUAUAACUGGACCUUGGAGCUUUUUUAAAACAACAACAAGUGGUUUAUAAAUUUUCUAAGUAAAAUAUAUCUAACUAGGAGCUGUCACACCUCCUCGAUCUGCUGGUCAACCCCCACCAAACCUCCACCCCUUUUCCAUCCCCUUCCCCCCAUGCCAACCAAUUCCAAGGGAAAUGUAUCAAAAUCUCAUUCUACAGAGCAAUAUGCAAACCAAAAACUCAGGCGUCUCUCAAAAUUCACACAUCUCUGAAUUUUGCAGUGCAGUUCUCCCGCUAACUCAUGUGGUCGAAAAUGCACAUGGCUAGGUGCAAAGUGUGCCUAGGAAUGCAUAUAUUAGAGAGAACCACAUACAAAAAUGCACUGAGAAAAAUUGCUUUGCAAGAUGUGUAUAUUAUAUUGGGAGAAAUUGGGGCCGAAAUGCUCAAGGAUUUUCCAACCCUCAGGAAGUUUCUGUUGAAAUCUGCUUCCCCGUUUCUGCCUGUUUCGUUCUAGUCCCAUCUUUUCUGCCCCCACCUUUCAACAUUUGUAGGGAAUUGUGGAAUGACCGCACUUUUCUUUCUGUAAGACUGACAUUCAAAUUUAUCCUUCCUAACAUUCAGAGCUGUAUUCUGUCUCUCUGGGAAUUGCAGCCAACCGUUCUUCACCCUCUCCUAAUUAGCUUCAGCAAAUCCUGCAGUUUUCCAGACUCGCAGCAGUCAGUCACCCAUUCCUGAUACUUCCUCACCAAACCAUCCAUUGAUACCUCCCGAAUGAUUGCUAAUCCUGUUCAAGUAGUUAUUAAUUUGAUGUCUGUAAAGUGUGCUUUGUAACCGUAAGUGUGCCAACAGGCGAUAUAAUUCCUCUUGCAUGGCUGGCCGGCAUGAAACUCAACAGGAUAUUAGAUCAUAUUGAGCAUGAAUACAGUGUCAGCGCUCCAUGUAUACAAUAGUUCUGUAUGAUGGGCUAGUUUGAUUGCCCCAGUGUUAUAGUUUGGUUCCAAAGCUGGCAUUUGGCGGCUUGGCUGAGAGUUCCCAGCUGGUAUGAGACUUAGUAAUAAUAAUGAUUUUAUUAUUGGUACCCCACCCUUCUGACUGGGUUGACCCAGCCACUCUGGGCGGCUUCCAACAUAGCUAAAAACAUAAGAAAACAUCAAAGCUUUAAAAGAUUCCCUAUACAAGGCUGCCUUCAGGUGUCUUCUAAAAGAGUUACUUAUCUCCCUGGCAUCUGAUGGGAGGGCGUUCCACAGGGAGGGUGCCACUACCAAGAAGGUCCUCUGCUUGGUUCCCUGUACCAGGGACUUGGAACCGAGGAUGGUGCUGGCUUCUAGCUUCUGCUCUUAACGGUGACCCUAGAUUAAUGCAGAUUUGUCCCAGUCGCCGAAGCAUAGGAGUAGGCUUGGAUGUCCCUGCAAAUAGGGCCAGGGAGCUCCUGCCAACCUAGCACUUUGAACACGCCAAAAAAGUGCAAGUAGAUAAAGGUCGGGAAGGUAAACGGCGUUCCGUGCACUGCUCUGGUUCGCUUAGUCAUGCUGGCUACAUGACCCGGAAGCUGUCUGCGGACAAACGCCGGCACCCUCCGCCUAUAGAGCGAGAUGAGCGCCACAACCCCAGAGCCGUCCGCAACUGGACCUAACGGUCAGGGUUCCCUUUACCUUUUAAGACCUAUUGAGGCUCUAAGCACUGAAAACAUUGUGGGGCCCUCCCCCUCCUCCAAAAAACACACCCUUGUAAUUAAAAAUUAAAACUGUACUAAAGUUAUUUUUUAAUGAUGCGAAGCCUACAUGUAUGCAUGCCUAAAUUAAGAUAGCCUCAUUCUGGAUUUUCUGAUUGCAAAAGUCUCGAGCAGGCUCAUCUAAGUUGAACAUUGCAAAGGUAGGUAAGAUAAGUCAAGCCUCUCCUGAAAUGUUGUUCCCUGGGUUUUUUUUUAUUUCCAGUUGAGUAAAAGAGCGUUCUGCAGAGCAGUAAUAGCCAGUUAGAAAAAUGAUGGCUGCUUCAAUGCUUUUUUAAAAUAAAUUAUUAUUAAUUCAAUUUAUAUGCCACCUUUUAUCAAAGGAUCCCAGGGCGGUGUACAACAUUAAAAACACAUUGCAGAACAUCAGUGAUAAAAUCAUAAUAAAGAGCAUACUGACAGCCAAAUAAUAAAAUAGUCAUCAUCAUGAUAACAGUCCUCUCCCCCACACUUUCACAAGCCAUAGGUUAUUUAAUAGCCAUAGGCCCAGCUAAAGAGGAAUAUUUUUGCCUGGCACCUAAAGGCAUGUAGUGAUGCUGCCAAGCGAGCCCCUUUGGGGAGAGCAUUCCACUAUUAGGGAGCCACAAAAAAAAGCCCCGUUCUAUGGAAUGGGGGACAUAGAAAAGGGACUCGGAUGAUGAGCCAGGUCGGUUCUUACAGGUUCAAAUUCUCCCCCCUCCCAAAUCCCCCCCUUUUUUCUUUUUGUACUGGUGUCCUAAGCACGUGCUGUGAUUUCUGCAAUGUAAGGUCUUGGCCUAGAUGACCCUUGACUCCCCAACUCUACCAUUCUAUGCUUCUGUUGGGUAAACCAGCACUGUCUGCAAAUGGCAUCCCUGCCAUGUGUGCAGUUAUCCUUUGGCAGUGAACAGAAUAACCCCCUCCGUGUCCUUAUCUCUGAGGCUCAGGAGCGACUUAAGCGUUUUAGGAUCUGCAUGCAAUCACACACUGCUGUCACCAUUACAGGAAACCUGCUACGAUCACAUCCCUUAUUCCAAACGGGUGUACGCUUCUCAGCUAGUUAUAUUAUUGAUGUUGUAAUGUGCCUUAUUUAAUUUUAAGACUCUAUAAAGACACACACCCACACCCCAAAAUAUCAUGUCGAGAACAUAAGAGGAUAGCAUUGAAAACCCCACUGCCACAUCUCUUAUUUUCCCUGCUUUGUACCCAAGCCAUCGGCCCGUUGUCUGUCGACGUGUAUGUGUCUAUUGUGAAAACCAACCUGUAUUUCUCCCUAGGUGUGUGCAUGUGUAUGCGUACAUGCACAAACCCCCGAACUGAAAGCAUGAGUCGUGCACAGCGAUGGCAUUCGAGACCAUUGCUGCACUGUAAAUAUGUACCAUGAAUAUAAAGAGAGAGCCUAUUUAGGACGGGGCAGGCUUGGGGGGGGGGGGUUGCAUGCUUUUGUACUGUACUCUGGAAAAUGGAAGGGCAGGGGUGGAAAUUCCAAUAAAAGUCCUUGGAAUAAACCGAUUGUCCGAUGAAGUGAUUGAAAUGGAAGCCCACGUAGAUACCUUUGGGUGACGCACUUUUCAGCCUGUAGAGCUAGAGACUCUUAAAUCUUAGGGUUGUAGGUUCUAGCCCCGUGUUGUACAAGAUUCUGGCAUUAGACCAGAUGACCAUUGGGGUCCCUUGCCACUCCAAUUCUAUGAUAUCACACUUUUAUGUUCUGGCCUCCUUUCCCUAGAAAAUCAAGAAGACAGUUGUAGUGGGAGAUUUAAGGCUGGAAUCUCAUGGAGCGCAUCACAGGAACCACAGGAUACUUCAGAAUCCCCUUCCCAAUGCUGCAGGUCUGAUGUCUGCUGCCUGUGGCCAUGGAAACAUCCCUUUGCCCCUACCAAGGUUGGCAUUUUGAUGUCGGUAGCUCCAAAAAGUGUCUGGGGUGGUUUAGGGAUGUGCCAGGGCAGGCCUGGAAAACCAGUGGGAUGAAAAACAAAGCCAAAGAUCUCCAGGUCUCCUGACAUACCCCAAACCAAGGAGAGACUUGGGCCUAAAUCUUUCCCUUCUGUAAUUUGCAAUGGGAAGCA
This is a messenger RNA of Zootoca vivipara (common lizard), 8945 nucleotides long. It is a transcript of the gene CAMKK1, whose product is annotated as calcium/calmodulin dependent protein kinase kinase 1. Lineage: Eukaryota; Metazoa; Chordata; Lepidosauria; Squamata; Lacertidae. The record is from RefSeq and is a predicted model, not a curated record. Gene Ontology annotation, molecular function: ATP binding; protein serine/threonine kinase activity. Gene Ontology annotation, biological process: CAMKK-AMPK signaling cascade; protein phosphorylation.